AUGGCACCAGCCAGACCAGGAUUCUACCCACUGAUGCUGCUCCUGCUGCUGGGACUGUGGGUGCUUGAGACCCCAGUCAGUGCCAAGCCCAAGAACAUGACCUCAUCUCAGUGGUUUGAAACUCAGCACGUGCAGCCCAAGCCGCAAGCAUGCAACUCAGCCAUGGGUCACGUCAACAAGUUCACAGAACACUGCAAGAACCUCAACACCUUCCUGCAUGAAUCCUUCUCCAAUGUGGCCACCACCUGCCAGACCCCCCAAAUAACCUGCAAGAACAACCAUGAAAACUGCCACCAGAGCCCAGGACCUGUGUCCCUCACCAUGUGUACACUCACCUCAGGGAAGUAUCCGAACUGUAGGUACAAAGAGAAGCAUCUGAAUGCAUCUUACAUAAUAGCCUGUGAACCUCCCCAAAAAAGGGACUCUAGGAAAUUCCGGCUGGUUCCUGUGCACUUGGAUAAAAUUGUCUGA
Molecule: messenger RNA, 471 nt
Organism: Marmota monax (woodchuck)
Lineage: Eukaryota; Metazoa; Chordata; Mammalia; Rodentia; Sciuridae
Product: ribonuclease 7-like
Exons: 1
Coding region: 1-471 (156 amino acids)
Biological process (GO): defense response to Gram-negative bacterium; innate immune response; defense response to fungus
Molecular function (GO): RNA nuclease activity; nucleic acid binding
Source: RefSeq, a predicted model, not a curated record